GCUCCAUGAAUGGUUGUCUAUUAACUUGUUCAAAAAGUAUCAGGAGUUGUCAAGGCUUGUGGCUUGUGGAAGAGGGGAAAACGGAGUUUUGAUUUCUUUAAGACUCAGAAAGAAGUUUUGUGAGCGUGAGAGGACUUUUUUUUUUUCCACCGGGAGCAAAAGAGAAAGAAGAGAGAGAUUUUUGUUUUUGUUUUGUUUUGUUUUUUACCACGAAAGAGUUUGGAACUUUUGUAAUUUUUGUUGUUUUAUUUUUUUUUACUUUCGUUUGCUCGGUCGAGGAAGAGUUCUCCCUCAAACCGGCGUUUUAAAUGUACAACAUGAUGGAGACCGAGUUGAAACCCAAUCCCGGGGGUAAUAACACCGGCACCGGGAACACCGGAGGCGGCACACCGGGACAGAAGAACAGUCCGGAGCGCGUAAAGAGGCCCAUGAACGCGUUCAUGGUGUGGUCCCGCGGCCAGCGGCGAAAAAUGGCCCAAGAGAACCCGAAGAUGCACAACUCUGAGAUCAGUAAGAGGCUGGGCGCCGAGUGGAAGCUGCUGUCCGAGUCUGAGAAGCGGCCGUUCAUCGACGAGGCCAAGCGGUUGCGCGCUCUGCACAUGAAGGAGCACCCGGACUACAAGUACCGGCCGCGGCGGAAGACCAAGACGCUCAUGAAGAAGGACAAGUACGCGCUGCCCGGCGGGCUCCUGGCACCGGGCGGCGGUGGCGGUGGAAACCUGGGUGGUAACGGCAUGAGCGCCGGCGUAGGCUCGGGCCUCGGCGGCCUCGGAGUCAACCUUGGGGUCAACCAGAGGAUGGACGCGUACGCGCAUAUGAACGGCUGCUGGAGCAACGGGGGCUACGGCAUGAUGCAGGAGCAGCUGGGCUACGCAGCGGCGGCGAGUCCCAUGCAGCAGCAGCAGCAGCACCACGUACACCGCUAUGACAUGAGCGCGCUGCAGCCGUACGGCUCCAUGACGAGCGCGCAGACCUACAUGAACGGCUCGCCCACGUAUAGCAUGUCGUCCUACCCGCAGCUCAGCUCAAUGGGCUCGGCGGUGAAGUCCGAGGCCAGCUCGAGUCCACCCGCCGUCACGUCCGCGUCGCACGUCAGAGCCGCCGCCGCGCCCGCAAGCGCACACGCACCGCCACCGCCCUCGUGCCAAACCGGGGACCUGCGGGACAUGAUCAGCAUGUAUCUGCCCGGGGCGGAAGUGGCCGAGCAGACGGGCCAAAGCAGACUGCACCUGUCGCAACACUACCAGAGCGCACCUGUGCACGCAACCACGAUUAACGGCACCAUCCCGUUAUCGCACAUGUAAAUUCACUUCUUUUUUGUUUUUUGUUUUUCCUUUUUUUUCUAUCACACUGGACUCCUCUAGACUGGACUAUAUUAAUUUUAUUAUUAUUUUUUUUGUACAGAAUGUUUUUUCUUGGUGAGGGAAACUUUUAAAGGACUAAAGGAAAAAAGAACACAAGCCUUUCUUUCUUUCUUUCUUUCUUUCUUUCUUUCUUUCUUUCUUUCUUUCUUUCUUUCUUUCUUUCUUUCUAUUUAAAUAAGAAACGGUAGGAACACCAACAAGGGUUGUUUUUUGUUUUUUGUUUUGUUUUUUUAUUAAAAAUCUAUGAAUUUCUUUGGAAAUGGAAAAUGUGUGUGCGUGGGAUCGGGGGAAAAGGUAUAGUAAUCAAUCAAAUGUUUUAUUAUUGCAAUCAACUUUUGUACAGUAUUUAUCAAAGAAACAUAACAAUCAGUUGUAAUGUUUGUAUAAAACUACACUAAAGAAGUUUUUUUAUUAAGAAAGAUAAUGACAGAAUUGACACUUAUCAUACUCUAAAAACUGUGCAAAAAAAAAAAACCCCAAGAAGACCAGACAAAGUGGAAGUAAAGAGCAGGUCAGAUUAUUUCAUCCUGAGGGUUAAAUAUUACUAAACCAAUUUAAUUUAGUUUCAGAUGACGAGCGCGUUAAUUUAUACCUUUUUUUGUUGCAUCUCCAACCCUGCAUCUGUUCAAGCUCUCGAGUUUGUGUUCUUUAUUUUCUCAUGGUUUUGUAAAAAAGUUCUGUAUAUUUUACUGUGAGUUUUUAUUUUUCAAAAAAAAAUUCCGUAGUUGUAUUUUAAAGAAUUGUGGCCUGUAGGCAAAAUGCCAAACACGCGACAUGUACAUAUCUGAACUAAUAGCGACAUAACAGUUACAACUUCAGAUGAGGUUUUUUUUUUCAAUAUGCAGUUUGAAAUGAAUAAAUUUUUGAAAUUUGGAUAUUUGAAA
Molecule: messenger RNA, 2248 nt
Organism: Silurus meridionalis
Lineage: Eukaryota; Metazoa; Chordata; Actinopteri; Siluriformes; Siluridae
Gene: sox2
Product: SRY-box transcription factor 2
Exons: 1
Coding region: 309-1304 (331 amino acids)
Biological process (GO): anatomical structure morphogenesis; cell differentiation; regulation of DNA-templated transcription
Molecular function (GO): DNA-binding transcription factor activity, RNA polymerase II-specific; RNA polymerase II cis-regulatory region sequence-specific DNA binding
Source: RefSeq, a predicted model, not a curated record